Molecule: messenger RNA, 1505 nt
Organism: Megalopta genalis
Lineage: Eukaryota; Metazoa; Arthropoda; Insecta; Hymenoptera; Halictidae
Molecular function (GO): RNA binding
Source: RefSeq, a predicted model, not a curated record
UGAUGGGUAAUUCUCCAUUCCUACCUUUCUGGAAGAAAGUUGCAAAAUGGUUGGACAUCUGAGAGGUCUGCCUAUACAUAUCCUAAAUCUGUGUUGUCUCAUGUGUUUGAUUUUUUGUGUUAUAACACAAGAAUUUUUAUAACUUGAUUUUUAAUUGUAUAUGUACAUUAUUGUACAAUCAUCGCACAAUAUUUUGUUGAAGUAUUGUCAUAAAACUAUAUUAUUAAGUAAUUUCAAGGAGUAAAAUAUAUGUUACGAUUGUGGACGAUAACCAACAAAUACGAAGUAAACAUUGCAUCCAACACAAAGUGCCAAAACGAAACGGUGGUUUUCAUACCCUCUCUUAUAACGCUGUGGAACACCUUGUGCAACUAUGGAUUACGAGAAUUAUUAUGAUAAAAAGCGUAAUGGAUAUAUAGUACAUUUCCCGAAUAAUAAGGGAAUCGAUGAAUCAAAGAUUCUGGAAAUGUUUUCUGCUUAUGGACCUGUUUCGUCUAUGUAUAGCAGCAGUGACACUUACGGUUUACAUUUUGUGAUAUAUGAAAAUGUAGAAGACGCCGUAAAAUGUAUAAAAGCCUUUAGAAACAGUAAAGAUAUUAAAAUAUUACCACAUAAACACAAAAUUAAAAAAAUUUCAAAUGAUAACAAGUGUAGACAGAAGAAAGAUGUUAAUAAUAUUUCAGUCACUUCGGAGUAUGAUGAUCAUAGUAGCUCCGUUAUAUCAAGUUCAUCUUUAAAACACCUAUUGCAUUUGAAACAAAUGACUAAAAUGAGAUUCUGCUCUUCAAUAUCUUCAGAAAUCUCUGAUCAGAGUUCCAGGAUAAUGGACACUUCGUUUCAUGAAGAUGAAGUUCUAGCUUGCAUUCAUAAUAAAGAAAGAAAGCUUAAUUCAGCUCAAGAAGUAAUUGUGGCUAACAUUGACCCCAGUACACGUAUAUCUGACAUAUUGUGUCUAUUUGAAAACUAUCAUCCAAUAUGCGCAUCCUUUAUAAUGCAAAUACCAAACACCGAAAUAAGAUUCUGUCGAACUUACUUUGCGACAAGUGCGGAAGCAUUAUCUGUGGAAAAGAAAUUUGAUAAAUAUUCCUUGCACGGGAAGAUUCUUAUUGUUCUGAAACCCGAAACGAUGACUAGGGAAGCUCUUUCUAUGUAAAAGUGCUCUAAUUCUGUAUUUAAUUUUUAUCAAUAAUUUGUAAUCCAAUAAUUUGUAAUCCAAAUCUUAUCAAUAAUUUUACAUCUGUUGGAUAGCAUUUACGUAUGUGUUAUUACGUACAUAUUACUAUGAUGAAUUUGACAACAAAUUGUAUAUAACAAUUACUGGCAGCAUAAGACCUAUUUCAUAUUGAAAAUAUAUAAAUAACAUUGUUAUGUCACUUGAAUGUUGUAUGUUGAACAUUAUUAUGUGCCUAUAAUUUAAAGAAAAUUGUUGCUAAAUUUGUUGCAACAUUCUAUACCACUCGUUAGAAUUUGUAAAGAUAAUAUAGGGAUCUUGAAAUAUUUGUAAA